AUGGAAAAAGAUGUGGUGGCUGCAAUUGGACCACAAUCGUCAACUAUCGGAGAUGUCAUCUCACAUGUCGUCAACGAGCUUCAAGUACCCCUCAUUUCAUUCGGAGCAAUCGACCCGACCCUCGCAGCUCUCCAAUACCCUUACUUCCUUCGUAUGACACAAAGCGAUUACUACCAGAUGUUCGUCAUAGCCGACCUCGUAGAAUACUUCGAAUACAAAGAAGUAAUCACCAUUUUUGUCGACGAUGAUUAUGGCAGAAAGGGGAUUUCAUUGUUAGGUGAUUCACUCUCCAAGAACCUAGCUAAGAUUUCUUACAAAGCAGAGUUUACACCAGGCGCAUCGGAAACAGACAUAAGCGAGCUAUUAACAUAA
Molecule: messenger RNA, 372 nt
Organism: Lactuca saligna
Lineage: Eukaryota; Viridiplantae; Streptophyta; Magnoliopsida; Asterales; Asteraceae
Source: the annotation of a GenBank genome assembly